Molecule: messenger RNA, 1302 nt
Organism: Halteromyces radiatus
Lineage: Eukaryota; Fungi; Mucoromycota; Mucoromycetes; Mucorales; Cunninghamellaceae
Product: acyl-CoA N-acyltransferase
Exons: 7
Coding region: 1-1302 (433 amino acids)
Biological process (GO): N-terminal peptidyl-glycine N-myristoylation
Cellular component (GO): cytoplasm
Molecular function (GO): glycylpeptide N-tetradecanoyltransferase activity
Source: RefSeq, a predicted model, not a curated record
AUGCGAGCCAAAUUGGAAGCGCUGAUGCGUUCGAUGAAUUUGCAAGAAGGUUCUUCUUCAGGCAAGGGAAAGAAGGAUAUGAAGGAUCACAAGUUUUGGAGUACUCAACCUGUCCCUAAACAUGAUGAACAAAUCACCACCAUGGGUCCUAUUGAACCUUCCAUACCAGUAGAUCAAGUCAGUAAGGUACCAGCUCCUUUACCUAAAGAAUUUGAAUGGUGUGAAUUGGAUAUGAAUGUUGAAAAAGAUGCCAAGGAAUUAUACGAUCUAUUGACUUUGAAUUACAUUGAAGAUGACGAUGAACAAUUUCGAUUUGAUUAUUCCAUCAGCUUUUUGAAAUGGGCACUUCAACCUCCUAAUUGGCGCAAGGAAUGGCUUGUGGGUGUUCGUGUGGCUUCUAACAAGAAACUCGUGGCUUUCAUUAGUGCUAUUCCCAUCCAAUUACGUACCUUUGAUCAAUCUACCUUAAUGACUGAUAUUAACUUUUUGAAUGUACAUAAGAAACUUCGAUCAAAGCGUUUAGCUCCAGUGAUGAUUCGUGAAAUCACUCGACGUAGUCAUAUUAAUGGUAUUUUCCAAGCUGUCUAUACUGCUGGUGCUAUCUUGCCCAAACCAAUCUCAACCUGUCAAUAUUUCCAUCGUUCAUUGAAUCCUAAAAAGUUGGUAGAAUGUGGUUUUUCAAGAAUCCCUCACAAAUGGACCUUGGCUCGUAUGAUCAAACACUUCAAAGUUCCUGAAAAAACCUCCAUUCCAGGUUUCCGUGAAAUGCAACAAAAGGAUGUCCCUGAAGUCCGUGUGUUGGUCAAUAAGUAUAUGGAACGUUUUGAUUUUGCCCCUGUAUUUGAAACGGAUCAAGAUGUGGAACAUUGGAUCCUUCCUCAUAAGGAAGUCGUGUGGAGUUAUGUCGUGGAAGAUCCUAAGACAAACAAGAUCACCGAUAUGAUAUCAUUCUAUUCAUUACCCAGUUCCGUGAUUGGUAAUCCCAAACAUAAGACUUUGAAUGCUGCCUACUUGUACUAUUAUGCUACAGAUGUUAUCAAUGCAACUGACAAUAGUAAAGAUGAUGAUGAUCAAGAACCUCCCAAGUUAUUAGGUAAACGAUUGAAUGAUUUGGUGGGAGAUGUCUUGGUGAUGGCCAAACGACUCAACUUUGAUGUUAUGAAUGGUUUACAACUGAUGGAUAAUGGUCUUUUCUUACAACAACAAAAAUUCGGUGCUGGUGAUGGUUAUUUGAAUUAUUAUCUUUACAAUUGGCGAUGCCCUGAUGUGGAUGAUAGCAAGGUUGGUUUGGUCAUGCUCUAG